Belonocnema kinseyi is the source of this 729-nucleotide messenger RNA. RefSeq lists its product as uncharacterized. The record is from RefSeq and is a predicted model, not a curated record. NCBI's taxonomy places the organism in Eukaryota, Metazoa, Arthropoda, Insecta, Hymenoptera, Cynipidae. The transcript has a single exon. Bases 1 to 729 code for a protein of 242 amino acids.
AUGUGGUUUGCUCAGGUGGAAACACAAUUCGCGCUCGCGGGAGUACUGUUAGACGAAACAAAGUUCAAUUACGUUGCCGGGAAUCUAGAUGCAAAAUUGGCAGCUGAAGUGCGCGACAUUUUAACCUCUGCACCUGGAACUGAACGAACAUAUCAGAGACUAAAAACGGAACUCAUUAAUCGACUAAGUGCCUCGCAGGAUCAAAAGACACUUCGUUUGCUCGAGCAUGAGGAAAUAGGCGAUCGUACGCCAUCCCAGUUCCUCCGACACCUUCGCGGCCUUGCAGGUAACGUUUUUCCAGACGCUGUCCUGCGUCCACUCUGGCUCGGUCAGCUACAUGCGCCGAUGCAGGCUAUCCUGGCAACCCAGGACCAAGCCCAGCUUGAUAAGUUGGCACAGCUCGCCGAUGCCAUCGCAGAAGCAACGCCAAAGACCUGUGUUUCCGAGGUAUCUGCAAAUUUAGCACCUUUAGAAGCCAUGCUUCAGCAGCUCGCCCUUGUAACAAGCAGAAUUGCCGAAGUGUCAGUGACGUUGUCAGAAGUAGCAUCGGGCUCAAGAGAUCGUGGCCGGUCUCCGUCUCGCGGCCGUUUCCGCGAUCGCAGCAGAAGUCGAUCUCGUCGAAAUCAUGAAGACGGUGUUUGUUGGUAUCACGAAACUUUCGGAAGUGACGCUAAGAAGUGCAAUCUACCGUGUGCAUUUAAAUCGGGAAACGAACCGGGCCGGUGCUGA